Molecule: messenger RNA, 2469 nt
Organism: Aspergillus ruber CBS 135680
Lineage: Eukaryota; Fungi; Ascomycota; Eurotiomycetes; Eurotiales; Aspergillaceae
Product: BRCT domain protein
Exons: 7
Coding region: 1-2469 (822 amino acids)
Biological process (GO): mitotic DNA replication checkpoint signaling; DNA replication initiation; mitotic G2 DNA damage checkpoint signaling
Source: RefSeq, a predicted model, not a curated record
AUGGCAGAGAAAGCUAUCUCAAACAAGGAACACCCUCUUGCUGGGGUCGUCCUCUGCUUAACCUCUGUGCUCCCAGAGCAACGGACUGAGUUAGCCACGAUUGCGAGUCAAAUGGGAGCGACCCACAAGUUCGAUUUAACCUCCGAUGUCACGCAUUUACUAGUCGGUGAAACGAAUACCCCCAAGUACAAGUUCGUUGCUCGGGAACGCCCAGACGUGAAGGUUCUAAAGCCGGAAUGGAUCCAAGCCUUACGAGAGUCAUGGAUGCAGGGAGGAGACACGGACCUUCGCACGCUGGAGGAGCAAUACAAACUCCCAACGUUUUCAGGGCUGUCUAUUUGCAUUACGGGGUUUGAAGAUAUGGCCCUCCGGAAUUACCUAGAAGACACUGCAACUGCGCAUGGAGCCGAAUUCAGGAAGGAUCUCACAAAGAGUGUAACUCAUCUCGUUUCCAGGAACACGGAAGGACAGAAAUACAAGUUCGCAACGCAGUGGAAUAUUAAGGUCGUGACAAUGAACUGGUUCAAUGACAGUAUAGAGCGCGGAAUGGUCCUCGAAGAAACCCUUUACCAUCCACUUUUACCGGCAGAACAACAAGGUGCCGGUGCCUGGAACCGAUCAAUACCUGCAGUCAAGGAAAAGACAUCAAGUGCCGAGACAGGGUCAAAUCCACGGCCUAGGAAACUGCGCAGAAUGGCGAGCGCCAAACUCGAGCAUCAGAAUGAGAACAUCUGGGGUGACAUUGUAGGCACAGUAUUCGAAGGUUCUGAUCCCAAGAAGUCUCAAAAAAGUCAACGAACGAAUUGUGGCUCCGCACCUGCGAAGAAUAGACCCGCACUUCAAGAAGCGAAUUCGUUUGCCAGUGCAACUACUUUUGCAGACACGACAGAAGCGCAACCCGUGCCUCACAAGCAGGCCCCAGAGCCUGCGGCCAACGGUCAUAAAGGAUUUUUGCAUGACUGCUUCUUCUUUAUCUUUGGGUUUUCAUCGAAGCAGACAAGUGUGCUGCGCCAGCAUCUGACAUUCAAUGGUGCUCAGAUAGUUGGGUCGUUAGGUGACUUCUCUCACCCCAAUAUUCCAAAAACUGGACAUGGGCUUUACCUCGUUGUAUCUCAUAAAACUCCGCGGUCCCAGAUUCCCAGCACAGACGACAUGGCCUUUGAGUGUGAAGUUGUGACGGAUAUGUGGCUGGAGAGAUGCCUUGAUGCGAAGACAUUUGUUUCGCCAGAAUCUCAUGUGGCAAAUACACCGAUCCCUGUAUUUCCUAUACCAGGUUUCCAAGGACUAAAAAUCUGCUCUACGGGAUUUAUGCGCAUUGAUCUCCUGCAUCUAUCCAAACUGGUAAACUUAAUUGGUGCAUCGUAUAAUGAGUAUAUGACACAAAGUGCUUCCGUUCUAAUUUGUAAGGACCCAUGUUCUGUAAAUCAGGACAAGCUACGGCAUGCUUCAGAAUGGGGCGUCCAAGCCGUCUCUGGAGACUGGCUUUGGGAUUCUAUCCAAGCGGGCGAGAAAAAGCCAUUCGAAACCUACAUUAUCAGGGGGCUCUUGUCGCAAAGCGAUAAGGACGCAGGGAGACGACAAAAUCUCUCUUGUAGCAACAGCACAAGUCAAGGGGCUCCAACCCGCGUCAUCAACGAGAGACAACGCUCAAGUAGCGAGAUUACGGCGGUCAAGGAAAAUACCCCAGACAUAUCACGAUCCAAAAGUAUUACUGAGAAACGCAAGCAUCCCAGCGAUGAGACUACUCAGAAUUCUCUUCAAGAAAAUCAACAAUUCCCACAGAAAAGAGUAUCGGAAUCAAUCCCACAUUCAAAGUCUCCAUCGCCCCAGAAAGACCAAUCUCGGCCCACUACCAGCUCUUCUUUGCUAAAACGCCAAGAAACGGAUCAAUCAACUGCAUCCGCCUUCGACCUCGCCGUCAACGGUCUGUUCAAACAAGCGCGAGCAGCAAGCUCACGUUCAGUCACUGACUCAGGGGACCAAAGCGACCAACCUCGCUCCAGAAGGCGCAAACCACUCCUUGGCAGAGCACCCUCGCUCAAUUCGGCACGAAAUUUUGAGCAUUCAGCCUUCUCUCGCGCCAGCUCUAUCGAUACCCUGAACGAAGACGGCUGCGGCAGUGGCGCAGAAAGCAUUGCUACUGACAAAAAUGCAGCAUCACGAAUAAACAGUCGCGGCGAGCAGAGUUUCGCCUCCUUAUUUAGCGGGACACGCUUCGAGUUUGGCGCUGACAGCAAUCCUGAAGACCAGGAGGACGAGGAGCCCCCAAUGACACAGCUGAAUUACGAAGACCCCGACGCCGUAGCGAUGAGACAAAAGUUCAUGCAGCAUGCCGGGAGGCUCGUUGAUACGGAACCAGCGGGUCAGGGAUUGGCUGUUAGAGAGGUACGGGAGUUGGAGGAUGUCGGAUGGGGUACUGGCCGGAGGACGAGGCAGGCUGCUAAGUCCGCGGAUGAUCUAGAGUAUUGA